Zingiber officinale is the source of this 1205-nucleotide messenger RNA. RefSeq names its product 2-methyl-6-phytyl-1,4-hydroquinone methyltransferase 2, chloroplastic-like. Gene Ontology annotation, molecular function: 2-methyl-6-phytyl-1,4-benzoquinone methyltransferase activity. Lineage: Eukaryota; Viridiplantae; Streptophyta; Magnoliopsida; Zingiberales; Zingiberaceae. The coding region runs from base 94 to 957 and encodes 287 amino acids. Gene Ontology annotation, biological process: methylation. The record is from RefSeq and is a predicted model, not a curated record. The transcript is spliced from 4 exons.
GGCUAUAAAUCAAUCUCCGUUCCUCUUGCUGAAGCACAGUGCCAGAAAUUGAUCUCUUCUUCUUCUUCUUCAUCUUCAUCACAGGCUUUAUCAAUGGCCUCCUCUUCCGCUGGCUCUAGGCGAGCAUCGCAGCCAAGGUUCAUCCAGCACAAGAAGGAGGCCUUGUGGUUCUAUCGGUUAAUCUCCAUCGCGUACGAUCAGAUAUUAAACCCGCCGCACUGGAAUGAGGACAUGCGGGACGACGCCCUGGAGCCAGCCGAUCUCCACCACCCGGAGCUGAAGGUCGUCGACGUCGGCGGCGGAACCGGGUUCGCCACCCUGGGCAUCGUCAAGCACGUCCAUCCCGAGAACGUUACCAUCCUCGACCAGUCGCCGGAGCAGCUCGCCAAGGCGAGGCAGAAGGAAGCCCUCAAGGACUGCACCAUCAUCGAGGGGGACGCCGAGGACCUCCCUUUCCCGACGGACUCCGUCGAUCGCUAUGUCUCGGCGGGAAGUAUCGAGUAUUGGCCUGAUCCACAGCGCGGAAUCAUGGAGGCAUACAGAGUGCUGAAGGCCGGAGGGAUCGCCUGCAUCAUCGGCCCUGUUUACCCGACCUUCUGGCUCUCGCGCUUCUUCGCCAACGCGUGGAUGCUCUUCCCCAAGGAGGAAGAAUACGUGGAGUGGUUCGAGAAGGCCGGUUUCAAGGAUGUGAAGCUGAAGAGGAUCGGCCCGAAAUGGUAUCGCGGCGUGCGGCGCUUCGGCCUCAUCAUCGGCUGCUCUGUGACAGGGGUCAAGACAGAAUCCGGCGAGUCUCCUUUGCAGCUCGGUCCGAAGGCUGAAGACGUGAACAGGGCAGUGAAUCCCUUCGUCGUCCUCGUGCGCUUCGUUCUAGGUACGACUGCGGCAGCAUACUACGUGUUGGUGCCUGUCUACAUGUGGAUCAAGGACAAAAUUGUGCCUCGAGGGCAGCCCUUAUAAAGGGGGAAGACUCAUCCUGAUCAUCGAUCGAAUUUGAAGUUCAUCAUCUCAGUUUGUGAGGAAAAUAAGUUGUUGUGUUUCUUUUCUGUUCAUCUCCGUUGCUACUUUCGGCAGAGCACUGGUUGGCUUUGUGACAGUAUGAACUGUGGUUGGAUCAUCAUGUUUUAAUUGUAGCUUUUAUGAAAUAUUUGUCGAAAAUUAUUCAAUUAAUCAUGGGAAAACACAUGAUGUGAUGUUGAUUAUAAUAA